AUGGAUUAUAUUAGUCAUAUAUCAUUUGCAUCAAUUAGAAAGCCUCCAAAUUCACCAUGUGAACAUGAACGUGUUACUAGUUCAUUUAAUAGACUUCCAGAGAGUUCAUUUGUUACUACCAGCGUUAUAAGUUUACGUGAAUUAUCCAGUAAUGAAGCUGCUUUUUAUCUAUGCAUUCGUAUUAUUCCUGUACAAAUUACUCCACAUAUUGAUUCAUCAGAAAAUACCGCAUCAUCACCAUCACAACCACAACAACAACAGCAACCACGGAAUUAUUCUGAUAUUGACGGUAAAUGGAUCUAUGCUAAUGGUACUACACCGGAGUAUCGUUUAUCCUUUCGGACAACAAGUGCUCUUAUGCCAUUAUGGGUACAAAUUAUUUUAAUUAUUUUAUUAUUUUUUCUAUCUGGUUUAUUUAGUGGUCUUAAUUUGGGCCUUAUGUCACUUGAUAAAACUGAAUUAAAAAUUAUUGAAAGUGCUGGUUCACAUAAGGAAAAAGGUUAUGCUAAAGCUAUACGUCCUGUACGUGAAAAAGGCAAUCUGUUAUUAUGUACACUUCUGCUGGGUAAUGUACUUGUCAAUACAUCAUUAACUAUACUUAUGGAUGAUUUAACUGGGAGUGGUUUAUUCGCUGUUAUCGCCUCUACUAUUGGUAUUACACUAUUUGGUGAAAUUAUGCCACAAGCUGUAUGCUCAAGGCAUGGAUUAGCUAUCGGUGCAAAAACUUUAUGGUUGACAAAAACAUUUAUGCUGCUCACCUUUCCAAUUGCAUUUCCUGUUAGUUAUAUAUUGGAUAAAAUACUUGGUGAAGAAAUUGGUCAAGUGUAUAGUAGAGAAAAGCUUGGAGUACUUAUACGUGAACAAGAGUUGGAAAUGAAAUUGUAUAUAAUCUUAAUUACAGUAUUUCUAAAACUAUUACUCAUUCAUACAAUCUCUACUGAGCCUAUUAUUUAUGGGGCACUUCCAGAUACAUAUGAAUCAAUAACAGAUCAUAUCAUUGUCUUACAAUCUAAUAAACCUAUACAUUUAACUAUAUUUGGUUUACAAAUGGAUUAUAUUAGUCAUAUAUCAUUUGCAUCAAUUAGAAAGCCUCCAAAUUCACCAUGUGAACAUGAACGUGUUACUAGUUCAUUUAAUACACUUCCAGAGAGUUCAUUUGUUACUACCAGCGUUAUAAGUUUACGUGAAUUAUCCAGUAAUGAAGCUGCUUUUUAUCUAUGCAUUCGUAUUAUUCCUGUACAAAUUACUCCACAUAUUGAUUCAUCAGAAAAUACCGCAUCAUCACCAUCACAACCACAACAACAACAGCAACCACGGAAUUAUUCUGAUAUUGACGGUAAAUGGAUCUAUGCUAAUGGUACUACACCGGAGUAUCGUUUAUCCUUUCGGACAACAAGUGCUCUUAUGCCAUUAUGGGUACAAAUUAUUUUAAUUAUUUUAUUAUUUUUUCUAUCUGGUUUAUUUAGUGGUCUUAAUUUGGGCCUUAUGUCACUUGAUAAAACUGAAUUAAAAAUUAUUGAAAGUGCUGGUUCACAUAAGGAAAAAGGUUAUGCUAAAGCUAUACGUCCUGUACGUGAAAAAGGCAAUCUGUUAUUAUGUACACUUCUGCUGGGUAAUGUACUUGUCAAUACAUCAUUAACUAUACUUAUGGAUGAUUUAACUGGGAGUGGUUUAUUCGCUGUUAUCGCCUCUACUAUUGGUAUUACACUAUUUGGUGAAAUUAUGCCACAAGCUGUAUGCUCAAGGCAUGGAUUAGCUAUCGGUGCAAAAACUUUAUGGUUGACAAAAACAUUUAUGCUGCUCACCUUUCCAAUUGCAUUUCCUGUUAGUUAUAUAUUGGAUAAAAUACUUGGUGAAGAAAUUGGUCAAGUGUAUAGUAGAGAAAAGCUUGGAGUACUUAUACGUGAACAAGAGUUGGAAAUGAAAUUGUAUAUAAUCUUAAUUACAGUAUUUCUAAAACUAUUACUCAUUCAUACAAUCUCUACUGAGCCUAUUAAUUAUGGGGCACUUCCAGAUACAUAUGAAUCAAUAACAGAUCAUAUCAUUGUCUUACAAUCUAAUAAAGCUAUACAUUUAACUAUAUUUGGUUUACAAAUGGAUUAUAUUAGUCAUAUAUCAUUUGCAUCAAUUAGAAAGCCUCCAAAUUCACCAUAUGAACAUGAACGUGUUACUAGUUCAUUUAAUACACUUCCCGAGAGUUCAUUUGUUACUACCAGCGUUAUAAGUUUACGUGAAUUAUCCAGUAAUGAAGCUGCUUUUUAUCUAUGCAUUCGUAUUAUUCCUGUACAAAUUACUCCACAUAUUGAUUCAUCAGAAAAUACCGCAUCAUCACCAUCACAACCACAACAACAACAGCAACCACGGAAUUAUUCUGAUAUUGACGGUAAAUGGAUCUAUGCUAAUGGUACUACACCGGAGUAUCGUUUAUCCUUUCGGACAACAAGUGCUCUUAUGCCAUUACGGGUACAAAUUAUUUUAAUUAUUUUAUUAUUUUUUCUAUCUGGUUUAUUUAGUGGUCUUAAUUUGGGCCUUAUGUCACUUGAUAAAACUGAAUUAAAAAUUAUUGAAAGUGCUGGUUCACAUAAGGAAAAAGGUUAUGCUAAAGCUAUACGUCCUGUACGUGAAAAAGGCAAUCUGUUAUUAUGUACACUUCUGCUGGGUAAUGUACUUGUCAAUACAUCAUUAACUAUACUUAUGGAUGAUUUAACUGGGAGUGGUUUAUUCGCUGUUAUCGCCUCUACUAUUGGUAUUACACUAUUUGGUGAAAUUAUGCCACAAGCUGUAUGCUCAAGGCAUGGAUUAGCUAUCGGUGCAAAAACUUUAUGGUUGACAAAAACAUUUAUGCUGCUCACCUUUCCAAUUGCAUUUCCUGUUAGUUAUAUAUUGGAUAAAAUACUUGGUGAGGAAAUUGGUCAAGUGUAUAGUAGAGAAAAGCUUGGAGUACUUAUACGUGAACAAGAGUUGGAAAUGAAAUUGUAUAUAAUCUUAAUUACAGUAUUUCUAAAACUAUUACUCAUUCAUACAAUCUCUACUGAGCCUAUUAAUUAUGGGGCACUUCCAGAUACAUAUGAAUCAAUAACAGAUCAUAUCAUUGUCUUACAAUCUAAUAAAGCUAUACAUUUAACUAUAUUUGGUUUACAAAUGGAUUAUAUUAGUCAUAUAUCAUUUGCAUCAAUUAGAAAGCCUCCAAAUUCACCAUAUGAACAUGAACGUGUUACUAGUUCAUUUAAUACACUUCCAGAGAGUUCAUUUGUUACUACCAGCGUUAUAAGUUUACGUGAAUUAGCGGCUGAAUAUGUUAAUUGUCAUGAAUUACGUCGAUCACGUGUAUGCCGUUUACCGUUUCAUCUUGGACCAUCUCCAGAAUUGGCUUUAGGUGUUUCAGUGUAUUGUCUAAUUCGUCCAGUACACUUGCCUACUCCAAUAUGGCUUUCAUCUAAUGACAAUAAGCCAAUCACAGUAAGAAGGCAAUAUUACAAAGGCAUAGAUCCAUAUGGUUCGUAUGAUCCAGUGAAAGAUGCACUCGCUGAUCAUGAUCUAGUUCGUGGUAUUAAACUUGAUGGUCGUUAUGUAUGCUUUGAUAAAGAUGAAAUUAAUGAAGCGAUGAAAAAUAUUGCUCCUGUUGGUAUCCAUCUGUUGGGUUUUAUAUCAAUGAAAUUUUUAAAACGUUUCUAUUAUAUUCGUCCAGCACAGUUUAUUUAUCCAGAUGAAGCAUCGAUACACGGUAGUUGUUUAUGGUUUACAGCUCUGCUGAAUCGUUGUCUACAUCGUAAACUUUUAGCUAUAGCUAUAUAUGUUCAAAGAAAGGGACAAUUUCCACGUCUUAUUGCACUUUAUCCUCAAGCUGAAGAGGUGAAUGAAGUCAAAGUUCAGACUAUGCCACCUGGAUUUCAUAUUAUAUUUUUACCCUUUGCCGACGAUUUCCGUGAUAUUGACAUUCCAUCUGGGGAAAUAGCUAAUGAAUCUCAAGUAGAUAUUGCUAAGGCAAUGAUACGUAAAUUAAUGGUACCAUUCAGUCCUGGACAAAUUGAAAAUCCCUUGCUACAACGUUAUUAUUCUCUACUUGAAGCGUUAGCAUUUAAUCGAGAAUCUCAAGCUGAAAUUGUUGAUCAUACAUUACCUAAAAUCGGAGCUAUGAAAAGAAGAGCCAGUGUAGAAAUUGAAGCCUUCAGACAAUGUUUCAACUUGGAGGCAGUGAAUUCAUCAAAGAAGGCUUACACUUCACAAUCAACUGACAGUAGUAGUAGUGGUCAAAGUGUAAAACCAUUUCGAUCUGAAGAUGAACUCAAAGCAGCUGUGAGACUUGGUCAAUUAAAUAAGUAUACAGUGACAGUUUUACGUGAUACAAUCAAAUCACUUGAUCUUAAAAUAUCAACAACUGGUCGGAGUAAAAAAUCUGAUAUUAUACAACAAAUAAUGAAUCACUUUAAAUGA
Molecule: messenger RNA, 4434 nt
Organism: Trichobilharzia szidati
Lineage: Eukaryota; Metazoa; Platyhelminthes; Trematoda; Strigeidida; Schistosomatidae
Source: the annotation of a GenBank genome assembly